This is a messenger RNA of Chelmon rostratus (copperband butterflyfish), 4104 nucleotides long. It is a transcript of the gene gfod2, whose product is annotated as glucose-fructose oxidoreductase domain containing 2. Lineage: Eukaryota; Metazoa; Chordata; Actinopteri; Chaetodontiformes; Chaetodontidae. The coding region runs from base 363 to 1517 and encodes 384 amino acids. Gene Ontology annotation, molecular function: nucleotide binding. The record is from RefSeq and is a predicted model, not a curated record. The transcript is spliced from 3 exons.
AACAUGUGUCACAAGAACAGCUUUGCAUGAUGCCGAAGCCAUGUUUACUCGUCUAGCUGGAGGCGUGUAUGCCUCUCUUGUGUCUUCUCCGCUGGUGACCCAUCUUCAGCCUCUGUUAGUAUCUCUGGCCCUCCACACAGUCCUGUCGUCGCUGCUGGAGUUACCAUUAGCAACUGGGCAGCGCCCGGCUGAGCACCUAUAACCGCUGUCGAUGUUGUCCUGGGAAAUUCAUAAGGUUCAGAAAGCUCUCCUUGAUUUCCAGAAGCAGUAAAGGCCUUGACAGACAAGUGACUCACAGUCUGUUGGAAUGUUUGUGAGGCUGGCCAUGGUUAACACGUAAGGUCACAGUGAGUGGCACCGCCAUGUUGCCAGGAGUCGGUGUAUUUGGCACAGGGAGCACAGCCCGAGUGCUGGUCCCAUUGUUGAAAGCCGAAGGCUUUGAGGUUCAUGCACUUUGGGGGCGAAGUGAAGAGGAGGCAUGCUGCUUGGCAAAAGAGCUCGGUAUCCCAUUUCACACCAGUCGAUCUGAUGACGUCCUGCUGCACCAGGAUGUCGACCUUGUUUGCAUCUAUAUUCCCCCCUCAAUGACGAGGCAAAUUGCUGUCAAAGCGCUGGGUAUAGGUAAGAAUGUUGUGUGUGAGAAAGCUGCAACUGCUGUGGAUUCAUUCAAGAUGGUGACUGCCGCCAGGUACUACCCCCAGCUGCUCAGCAUUAUGGGUAAUACCCUGCGCUUCCUGCCAGCUUUUGUUGCUAUGCGCCAGCUACUGGUGGAGGGAUAUGUUGGCGAAAUGCAGGUGUGUGACGUCCGAGUCUAUGGUCCCAGCCUCCUGGAUCAGACGUACGGCUGGACGUGCGAGGAACUGAUGGGAGGAGGCGGUCUGCACACUGUUGGCUCUGCCAUCAUUGACCUUUUAAGUUACCUAACCGGUGCACGAGCCCAUCGUGUUCAUGGCUUACUGCGGACCUUUGUUCAACAAAAUGGUUUGAUCCGAGGCAUCCGCCGUGUCACCAGUGAUGAUUUUUGUUUCUUUCAAAUGUUGAUGGGUGGAACUCGAUCGAGCUCUGGUGGCGUGUGCUGCACUGUGACCCUGAACUUCAACAUGCCAGGGUCAUUUGUGCAUGAGGUCAUGGUUGUUGGAUCCACUGGGAGACUGGUUGCCAGGGGGACAGAACUGUAUGGUCAACGCAAUGGGAGUAAAGGUGAGGAGCUUUUGCUAGGAGACAGUGGGUGGGUGGGACCAGAGGUGUCGGAGAUGCCCCUGCCUCACCUGCGGGGGCUGAGCUCCAUGGUAAAGGCACUGAGACAGUCUUUUCAGGCUCACGAGGAGCGCAGGUUGUGGGCGCGAGGACCGGUUGCCAUGGCACCAACAUUUGAGGAUGGUCUGUAUGUGCAGACGGUGGUUGAGGCAGUGAAACGGUCCAGCUGUAGUGGAGAAUGGGAGUGUGUUGAGAUCAUGAGUCAAGAGCCAGAUCCAAAUCACAACCUUUGUGAGGCUUUGCAGAGGAACAAGAACUAAAUAUAUUUAUACACCCAGUGCAACCACUACAUGUGUCUGACAAAACUGGGCUCUGAAUGUGUUUCAUUUAAUUCAGCUGCUGAGGCAGUUUACAUGACCCAUGACUACUUUUUGCAUUCUCACAAAUUUCACAUUUUGAGAAAUCAUAUGUGUGUUUGUGCCCUCACAGCUCCAUUACUCUGAUUCUGAACAGAAUAUAUUAUAGUAGUGGUAUCAAUAUCAGAAUCUGCCUGUGCCCCUUUGACACAUUUAUUUCCUGCACUGGAAGUUUUUUGCUAAAUAUGCUUGAUAUACGCCACCUGUGUCAAACAUUGGCAAAGAGCAAAAUUACUUCAGAGUCAAAAAACAAACUUUUGGUGGAUGUUUGGCCAUUGCCUUUAUGCUCAUUUUAAGCUGCCUGUCUAGAUAUAUUUCUGUAUUUUAAGAAAAAUGUAGGUUGUUGUGUUUUAUUGAUAAUAAUAGAUAUAUCAAAGACGCUCAUACCUCACCUUUGCCAUUGAACAAGAGCACAGCUCUUCCUGAGGCAUGCCAGAGCAUUUUUGAAUAUUUCCUCUUUUAGAAGUUUAAGUCGGCAGAACAAGAGUUUGCAGGAGUUGUAUUUUAGGAUACACCAAUAAAUGGCUAAGUGGGCAUCACUAACUCAGUACUCAGAUUAAAAACCAACUGUAAGUGUAAACCCCAACGGAUGAAACAUUUUAAUCUCUAUUGUAAAUGACAUUUAGAUGUUGAUGUAAUUUGGUGUUAAUUUAUUCCCAAGACCAAUAGCACCUUAUUCUGAAAGGAAGUGUUUACCUCAGACAUGAAUGUGAAUGUCAAAGCAUGAGGAUGAUUUGACUGACAAAAUACUUUGACUGUUAGCAGUGUGAUGACUGGCACAAUUCAGACGAUGCUCCACUGGAGCAGUUGUUUCAGAAUAAGAAUAAUGGAGCAGAUAAUGGAGCGGUGCAGAGUUAAGUUUUACUUGUUUGUUUUUUUUUUGUAAUAACAAGCAAACAUUUAAAGAGUGGAAGAGGUUGCAAGUGGAUGUUAUGGCAUGCUAUGGCAAACAUAAAAUACCAGGGAUUGAGUAAAAUAAGCUAUGUAGAAAAUAGAAUUAUUAAGACUAAUUUGUUGCAUCGCCCCCGCAGACUUCUCAAACAUCUUGUUUUUGUUUUUUCUUUUGAGUAUUACUCACACCCUGUGGGCUGCAAAGUAAGUUUGUAGUUUCGUUCUUCACAGAGAGCAGCUGGAAUUGUGAGCUGGAAUUCAUGACCAUUUCAAUGGAUUUCAGUAGUGGCACAUUUCAUAGUGGGGUUUUUAGUAUAUAUAUUAUAUGUUGGGUAAACGUUUGCAUAUGGACCCAUACAAGGACAGAGGUGAAGUGGAUAAUGCCUCAGAGAGAGGCAUAUCCAGGGAUGUUUGGUACCCAAUUUUCCACUGUGAAAACUUACCACCUCUAGUAAUCAAUUCAACAAUUGAAACUGACUGUGAAGAAGGAAACUACCAUUUUUCAACAGCCCCAUGUCAAGCCAGGGUGAUGCUCAAAGGAUUGAUUUUAGGCGGAGAAUCACAUUAAAUCUCACAUCAGAAGAAACAGACUUGUUCUAGAAAUUUCAGAUUAAUGACUUUAUAUUGUUAAACUGAUAAAGUUUUAAAUAAUAAGUUUAAAAUGUGUGUAAAAGGUUUGUUUACAAGUGCUAACCAUUGAAGUAAUUUAAUAUGUUUUUACAAGAUUUUUUUCAUGCAAGCUAUGCAUUUAAAAUGAUUGCAGAUGUUUGAAUCCAGAGAGUGGGGCCACCGACAUCCUGAAACCUUGCUGAUCUUUUCAUUGAGCAGAACCACUGGAUUUGACAUGUGUUAGAGUAUAAAUGUGUGCCUCUCUAACGUGCUCAGACCAAGAGAAGUGUUAAAACAUUUUAUGGUUGUUGUAGUCACUCACUGCAUCUCAGUACUGCUGAAUAUCCUAAAUAAUAUUGGGCCUCAGUGCUCCAAAUGCUGAGGCAGGAGGUGUUGAAGACAGAAGCAGUGUACAGGUUUGAUUUGACUGGUCUGUUCCCUUCUUAGACCCAUGCAGAAUCUGCAGAUAAGGAUACAUAGAUGUAACACGCUUACCUCACGCUAUCCCAACAGUGCUUUAAAAAAACAAUACAUCAAGUUUACAGUCUUUAUAAAAUGCAUAACAUUUGCCUGCAGGAUGUUCCAUAGCCCACCACUGUUGAAAUACAUUCCAAAUGAGUUUUUUCACCUUCUUGGUAACAGAUGUUUUUGUUUUGUUGUUUGCACUGAGAAAAUGCCACAUAUUUAAUAUGCAGUGUGAUGCUUGUACUAGCCAGCUCACUGCAAAUUAACAUUUGACAAUGUAUAAGGAAGACUUUUUGUAUUUAUUUGUGUCUUGGUGUGGAGAAAGUUUCCCAUUUUUUUCUGUUCAGUGUUUGUGUUUUCAGCCUGUGAAUUUCUGUUUAAAGCUGUAAUAUUUAAAUUGUUUAGAUUUAGCAUUGUUUUAAUUGUUAAUAUGGCUUUUUGAGCACAAUGCGUCGCAUUUAAUUUGGGAAACUGUUCUGUUCAUCCUCCUCACAGACAUUUCCUUUAAUAAAUACAGUUGUAUUCA